Messenger RNA from Portunus trituberculatus (swimming crab), 661 nucleotides. RefSeq names its product cuticle protein 8-like. The record is from RefSeq and is a predicted model, not a curated record. The transcript is spliced from 4 exons. Gene Ontology annotation, cellular component: extracellular matrix. The coding region runs from base 93 to 557 and encodes 154 amino acids. NCBI's taxonomy places the organism in Eukaryota, Metazoa, Arthropoda, Malacostraca, Decapoda, Portunidae.
UGACGUCAGCGCCACGCCACCACCGCCGCCACUAUAUAAGCAGGCCGAGAGGCAUAGCAGCCAUCAGUCCUCGACGCACCUCAGCCCCCGACAUGGCCCUCAAGCUCGUCCUUCUCUCCGCCCUCGUGGCCGUCGCCCUCGCCGACAACGCCCCCUACAGGCCACCACCUCCCCCACCCACCUACAGCGCCCCCACACCAUCCUACCGCGCCCCUGCACCAUCCUACAAUGCACCCCAGCCAGUGAGUCCCCCCAAGUAUGACUUCAGCUGGAACGUCAAGGACGACUAUUCCGGCAACGACUACGGCCACCAGGAGGCGCGCGACGGCUACGACACCCAGGGAUCCUACUACGUGCUGCUGCCCGACGGCCGCCUGCAGGAGGUCACCUACACCGUCAACGGCGACUCAGGCUUCGUGGCCCAGGUCAACUACCAGGGCGAGGCCCAGUACCCAGCACAGCAGGGCUAUGGCUCAACCCCGUCCUAUCAGGCCCCUGCCCCGUCCUACCAGGCCCCCGCCCCAUCCUACCAGAGGCCCCGCCCGUCCUACGCGUAAUGCUCCUCAUGACUGACGGCCAAGUCUUUCUGUCUUUGUAAAUACUCCGUUACACCAGUGCGUGAUUGCUUCCCAAAGACCAAUAAAUCAAUGCUAUAAAGAAA